Molecule: messenger RNA, 1472 nt
Organism: Cornus florida
Lineage: Eukaryota; Viridiplantae; Streptophyta; Magnoliopsida; Cornales; Cornaceae
Product: germin-like protein subfamily 1 member 14
Exons: 2
Coding region: 1-669 (222 amino acids)
Cellular component (GO): cell wall
Molecular function (GO): manganese ion binding
Source: RefSeq, a predicted model, not a curated record
AUGAUGAAGAAGACAGCCACUCACUUCCUUAUAGCCAUGGCCAUCUUGGCUUCUGCAAUCUCACUUGCCUCUGCCUCCGACCCUAGCCCUCUUCAGGACUUCUGUGUUGCUAUCAAUAAUACCAACUCUGCUGUGUUCGUGAAUGGGAAGUUCUGCAAGGACCCGAAGCUUGUCAAAGCCGAAGAUUUCUUCUUUUCAGGGCUUAAUAUUCCUGGAAACACAAAUAAUAAAGUUGGAUCAAAUGUGACAACUGUGAAUGUUGAUACACUACCAGGACUCAACACUUUCGGUGUAUCCUUAGUCCGCAUUGACUAUGCACCUAAGGGACUCAACCCACCCCACACUCACCCACGCGCAACUGAAGUACUGGUUGUGGUUGAGGGCACUCUCUAUGUGGGCUUUGUCACCUCCAAUCCUAACAACACUCUCUUCACAAAGGUCCUGAAUCCAGGAGAUGUUUUUGUGUUCCCAAUUGGUCUCAUUCACUUCCAAUUCAAUGUGGGAAAGACUAAUGCAGUAGCUUUUGCUGGCUUGAGCAGCCAAAAUCCGGGGGUCAUCACCAUUGCAAACGCGGUCUUUGGAUCGAAUCCACCCAUUUCUCGAGAUGUUCUAGCCAAGGCAUUCCAAGUGGACAAGAAGGUUAUUGACAAACUUGAAUCACAGUUCUGAUCACACAACUAUUUACGAAAAAAUUAAGAUGUGGGCUAUAUUUCAAGUCCAAUCCACCAAAUGUUGUUGUGUUUGCUUAAAAAUAAGUGAAUUCCAUAUUCUGCUUUGAAAUAAAGUAAAUUUGUCAUGUACUAUCCCCUUUGUUACCAUGGUUUUCACAUAAUAGAAUCGUUUGAGGUUUUUAAUUACACUGAUAUUGUUACCAUGCUUUUUAUAUUCUGCUUGUAGUUUCGUUGUUCUUUGACCGGGAAAAAACUGGUUCUCCUUUUUUCUUUCAAAGAAAAAAAAUUAAAAAUUUUGAGUCCCAAUAAUUAUAAUAUACUGUAGAAUGAAUGAGUGUAUGUGACUGACUUAUAAAACCAAAAAAACAAAAAACAAAAAUAAACAAGCAAAAACAAAAAGAGAAAUAGAAAUUACCUGCUCAAUGGAUUAGCUUUUGGACACAUCCUUACAUUAUAGAAUUAACCAAAUCAGCGCACUAAUUAAUUCAAACUAGUAAAAGUUUAUAACCGACACUGCAUAGUCACGGUCACGAAUGCGCCACUCAGUCAUGGGUUAAUGUGGUGAUAAUUAUGAGAAAAUACGAAGUCCAUUACUUUGAUUCUUUGAAGUCAAUAGCUUAUCAGACUCAAAAAGCAAAAGAUUGUUGUAAAGGUAUAAUAAGUGAUUAUGUACUGAAAUGGCAAACAUACCCUUUUCACGCAAUAAUAGAGAGAUAUAAAGUCGUAAAUUGUAACCAUUCAAAAAAAAAAAAAAAAAGUUUGUAAAUUGUAAUGCUAAUUUCAUAAUUUAAUCUUAAUUUU